AUGCUUCCUCGCAGGCACGACUACGGGAUGAAGAGGACCGGAGGACCGCGCAACGGCUCGGUAAUUAACUUCAGGACAACGGUGAACUCGGGCUCCGUCCGCCGCAGCUCCGCCGUGCUGCCCUCGGUGCUAACGUUCCUGGUGAUCGUAGCAUCCGGAGGCCUGCUGCUCAUGAUAGAGAAAGGAAUGCUAAACAGCAUGGAGACGCCUCCACCCAGGGGCAGCGGCAAGAGACUGGACUUAAUUCGGCGGGUUGGGAAGCACAGCCCGGCCGCUGUGGACGUGGACUCCCAGAUCCUCCAGGAGAUCCGUAACCGGACCAUCAGGACCGUGUGCAGCCAGAAGAACAUGCCCCACAGCAUUUGGUCCCUGAGCCCCCUGCAAAGGAAGACGCUGCUACAGCACAUCCUGGUGAACGACCAGUACCACUUCCUGUACUGCUACGUCCCCAAGGUGGCCUGCUCCAACUGGAAGAGGGUCCUGAAGGUUCUGAACGGAGCUCUGGAGAGCGUCGACGUCAACAUCAAGAUGGACCACCGCAGCGACCUGCUGUUUUUGUCCUCUUUUAAACCCGAGGAGAUCCGCCACCGCCUCAAGCACUACUUUAAGUUCAUGUUUGUCCGGGAGCCAAUGGAGCGCUUGCUUUCUGCAUACAGGAACAAGUUUGGAGAGAUAGAGUCCUACCAGAAAAAGUACGGCGUGGAGAUAGUAAAGCGGUACAGAAAAGGCCGCGCCAAGGACGCAUCUGUAACAGGAGACGAUGUGACAUUUGCAGAGUUUGUCAAUUACUUGUUGGACGAGGACGCGGAGCGCAUGAACGAGCACUGGAUGCCGGUGUACAACUUGUGCCAACCCUGUGCAGUGUCCUACGACUUCAUCGGCUCCUAUGAGCACCUUGAAAGUGAUUCAGAGUUUGUGCUCCAGCGGAUUGGAGCGCCUCCUCAUGUUCGCUUCCCAGAAAGGCAAACGUGGUACAAGCCAGUCACCACGGAGACGUUACACUAUUACCUGUGCACCUUACCACAGAAGCUGCUGAGGGAACUGCUGCCCAAGUACAUUUUAGACUUUUCCCUCUACGCUUAUCCUCUCCCCAACACAACCACUGAACACUGCCGGCAUUAAAUAUGCAAUGUUUUAUAGUUCAGAGAAUAUUUUUUAUAGAGAAUGAUUUUUUGUACUAUUUUUUAUUCCUAGGGAACAAACAGUAUUUUGAUAGCUGUUACACAUUUUUUUACUUGAGAUGUUCAUAUAUAUGCACAUAUAUAUAUCGCAAAAUGCUGAUUAUUGGAAAGAUGGUGACUCGGACUACAAAACCACUAAUGCUUGAAAUCAGCUUAAGACAAAAGAAAAGGCAAAUGAAAAUCACUGUGUUUGUACAUGUUCCAAUCAUGCACUGUUACAGUAAAUGAACCAAUUCAGUAUAUAUAUAUAUGGAAAUGUAAAUAAGGUUGCAAGACCAAACUUUGUAUUUUGCUUGUAUCUUCAUCUACACAUUGAAGAAAGUUAAGGGUUAAUAGCUUUUGUGGGCAUUCAGUGGUUUAGCAGGCUAAAACACAAAUGUAGUUAUUUACUGUACUCACAGGUUUGUGGGGUUUAAAUCAAGCUGGUGACAGUUUGAGCCCAUUUCCACUUGUAUUAAAAUUUGAUCCGACUGAUCCGAUCACAAGUCGACAGCUUGAAGUGCAGGUGGGAAUGCACCCAGGGCGCGUGCGUUACACUGUAAGGCAGCGCUUUAUCAUUAAUCAUCAUACGUUUCCAAGUUAUGAUUUAUGUGAGAGUAACAGCUGAAAUGAAUACACGCACACACUCACAACCAGUCUAACGGUAUGUGCGAACGGAAAUUAUGUAUGCGUUUGUUUGCACAUAGAGUGGGAAAGUGAGAUACGAUCACAAGUGGUCAAUCAAGAUGCAUUUAAAGACGCAUUCUGCUGCCGGGUGUAAUCACGUGCUUAGAGAUGUCCACUUGUGAUCGGAUCACUCAGAUUGGAUUUUAUUACCGGGUGGAAAAGCGGCCCUUGUUUCAUGUCACAGCCUUUCCUCUUCAUCCGUCUCCCAUCUUUCCUAUUUACUUUGUAAUAAAACAGGUCAAGUUUUGUGAUGUA
This is a messenger RNA of Perca fluviatilis (European perch), 2102 nucleotides long. It is a transcript of the gene chst14, whose product is annotated as carbohydrate (N-acetylgalactosamine 4-0) sulfotransferase 14. Lineage: Eukaryota; Metazoa; Chordata; Actinopteri; Perciformes; Percidae. Gene Ontology annotation, biological process: carbohydrate biosynthetic process; dermatan sulfate proteoglycan metabolic process. Gene Ontology annotation, molecular function: sulfotransferase activity. Gene Ontology annotation, cellular component: membrane. Bases 1 to 1122 code for a protein of 373 amino acids. The record is from RefSeq and is a predicted model, not a curated record. The transcript is spliced from 2 exons.